This is a messenger RNA of Periconia digitata, 901 nucleotides long. The record is from the annotation of a GenBank genome assembly. Lineage: Eukaryota; Fungi; Ascomycota; Dothideomycetes; Pleosporales; Periconiaceae.
AUGAAGUUCUCGACCCUCAUUGCCACCACAGCCUUCUCCGGCGUCGUCUUGUCCGCGGCGACCGCCACUGCCAACCCCCAAGACGAUGUCUCCGCCAUCCUCGCCGCCCUCAGCGAAAACAACCCCGAAGACGCCGCCGCCGCAGCCGCAGCCGCAGCAAUGAAAGUCAAGAUCCGCGCCCUCCCAUCUUCAAACUCCGCAGCAGCAGCAGCAAACGGAGACGACGAAGUAUCUAGCAUUCUCACCGCACUUCGGGCUAACAGCCCCGCCGACGCUGAUGCCGCUGAAACGGCUAUGCAGAAACGCGCUACUACUGCUGCCCAGCAGGGAACCACUGGAGCUGGAGCUGCAACUACGACAACGACUACGACGACAACCCAGCAGCAGGGCCAGCAGGGCGCCGCAGCAGCUGGGAGUCAGGAUGUCGAUGCUAUCCUUGCGGCGCUCGCUGCUAACAACCCCGAUGACGCUGCUGCUGCUUCGGCGGGCAUGAAGUCUGGCGCCGCCGGUGCCGCCGGUGCUGGUACCACUACUGCUACUAAACUGCAGAAGAGGCAGACUGGGAGUGCAGCUGCUGCGGGCGGCGAUGAUAUCGCUAGUAUUCUGGCGGCGUUGAAGGGGAAUAACCCUGAUGAUGCUGCGGCGGCUGCUGCCGGGAUGGGGUUGAGCGGUUCGUCUGCGAAGAGGUGGGUUGCUUAGAGCUUUUUUACUCUUUGUGAAGAAAGUGGGAGGGUAGGGGUUAGAAGAUUGAGGGCCGGUGGGGGAGCCGAGAAUUGCUGAACAAGAUUGGGAUGAGAGGUUCUGUAUAUAGGAAGAUGUCUUGUUGUGAGAGGGUGAGUGGAAUUUAAUGUGUUUAUAUAUCUUUCUCCCCAACAAUGCCUGCGUGUUUAUUUUUUGAGUU